AGUGUAGCUAAGCGUAUCACACUUGUCGCGUGUCUGAUUAAACUACCGCAGCAUUAUCGUGCGCCUUUGUUAUUGUCUUAAUCAAUUUGCGAGCCCAGUCAAACAGUGUGCCAUAUAUUCUAAUCAAAACGAUCUUGUACCACAAUCGAUUAAGCCAUGCGCGGCUUUUUUGUUUACUACUUGAAAAUACUCUGGGCUUUUUUGGUUAUUAACGAAUCGAUCGCCAGUGUCACAAAGCUCAGCCCAGAAAAUGUGUAUAAGAAGAUACUAUCGUUGCGCUCGUUGCCGUUCGAGGAUUGCGGCUCUCUGUAUAAUGUGAACUACCUGAACAUUGAAAGCUGCUCAAAGGUGCCCUGUUCUAUGACUCGCAAUUCCACUGUUAAGGUUACGGUGCUCUUCGAUGAUAAUGGUAAUGGCGUUUCGUUCUUGAAGCACGAGGUGCGUUGGGUUUUCACAUACUUGAAGACCAAGGCGGCCAUAUCUCCAGAUCCUUGCGAUGGCGAUCACAACUGCAUAUUGAAUGUAAAUGAGAGCAAAAGUUAUUGGGCCAAUAUCUAUGUGAAUCCAACAUUACCCGUGAUGCGGGGCAGUAUGCUAUGGGAGGCUAAAGAUGAAAACAAUAAAAAUCUCAUUUGCUUUGAGGUGCCCGUUGUGAUUACUGAAUGACAACAAACGCUUACACACACAUAGGCGUAGAUAUACCGUAU
Drosophila navojoa is the source of this 707-nucleotide messenger RNA. It is a transcript of the gene Npc2f, whose product is annotated as Niemann-Pick type C-2f. The record is from RefSeq and is a predicted model, not a curated record. Gene Ontology annotation, molecular function: sterol binding. NCBI's taxonomy places the organism in Eukaryota, Metazoa, Arthropoda, Insecta, Diptera, Drosophilidae. Gene Ontology annotation, biological process: sterol transport.